This is a messenger RNA of Chiloscyllium plagiosum (whitespotted bambooshark), 2754 nucleotides long. RefSeq lists its product as uncharacterized. Gene Ontology annotation, biological process: T cell receptor signaling pathway; regulation of T cell proliferation. NCBI's taxonomy places the organism in Eukaryota, Metazoa, Chordata, Chondrichthyes, Orectolobiformes, Hemiscylliidae. The record is from RefSeq and is a predicted model, not a curated record. Gene Ontology annotation, cellular component: external side of plasma membrane.
AUGAAUCCAAUUGGAGUGACAUCUCUGGCAGCUUUACUUUUGCUCUGUUUGACCAUUCAGAGUGAAUUCAUCAACUGUAAAGAGAUUCCUGUUAAACAAUAUCCUUUGCAACUUCAUGUUGAGCUUGGGCAUUCAGCUAUCAUAAUUUGUACUUUUGAACUUGAUGUUGGGGAUGAAAAUGAGAUUGAUGUUUAUUGGAUUAAGCAAGUAAACCAAAGUGAAAUUUAUGAUGUACUCCACAUUUCUUCAAAAAGUUUUCAUACACUGAAAACAAACACAAUUCGUAAUCAUUCUGAAGGAUCCUUCAGUUUCUCUGGCAAUCUAAAGCGAGGUCUAAUGGUUCUAGAAAUAAAAAACAUGCAAAAAGUAGACUUUGGCUUAUACAUAUGCAAAGUAGCCAGAACUAUACCCCCUCCACCCGUGGAAGGAAGAGGGCACGGUACUAACAUAGUUGAAUACAGGAAACAUUCUUCCAGGUCAGGAGCUCAGAAUGGAACAUAUUCAUAUCAACAUUGCAACAGAGAAAAUGCAUUUAUUACAGUAAUUGUGAGCCUUGUUAUAUACUCUUUUAUUAUGACAGUCCUUGCAUUAGUUUGUUGGAUUUACAAAAGAAGAUCAAGUGAAACACAGAAGGACUCACUGAUAUAUGUAGACAUGAGAAAAGGACAGAAUGAAACAACACGAGUGAGGAGAAAUUAAGUUGUUUUCAUUCUUGGAAAUCUAAUAUUCUUCAUACAACAGGAAAUGAAACUCAAACUUCCAUUCAAACAAAUCAAAUGAACACUAUCACUUUAUGUGUACUCAGUUAAUGAAUUCUAUAUUUGCCAUUGGUAUGCAAUCGCAUUAAAUAACUAUCCUGAACAUACAGGUACAAAAUAUAUAGUGUAAUUAAUAUUCAUAUCUAAAGUGGGCACAUGGAAGGUAGGACUCAAAAAGUGAUAAAAGUCAUCCUGUGGCUAUCCUAGUGAAUGUGAACAGGGGAAUUCUAAGUAGAGUGCACUAUUUAAUCCAAUUUUGAAUUUACAUUCCCUUCAAUGGAUUUUUUUUAGAUUAGAUUACUUUACAGUGUGGAUUUGUUCAAACAAAAAUCUGAAGAAAUAUAAGGGUUUUUCUGAAUGGCUCAUUACAUGAUACUGCCCACGGCUACACUUUAAAUAUUAAUGCAGAAGUUGCAAAUCUCUGACCAAUUCUCCGUUGUUCUUCCAAACAGAGUUAAUCUGUCUGAAAAAUAUUGUGAAACAUACUCUGCAAGGCCUUAAGCAGUAACAUAUUUACUUAUUAAUUUAUCAACAUAGGAAUCAAAGUGGUCAUUUUUUACAUUAUUCCAGUUUUUCAAAAGUACACAGGAGACUCUUUUAUAGCACACAUGGGUUUAUCUCUUUACUAUUUAUUUCGAAUAAAUGGUGGGUAAGAAUUUUAAAUGCUGUUAUGACUAAGAUAAAUUCCCACGAAGAGAUCAAGUCCAAAUCUUCGCUAUUUAUAAAUCCCACUACAAUAGUAUUAUUAACAUCUAUUAGGAGGCCAGUUAGCUAAUGUGGCUAGCCUCUGGUUCAGAAUAAUGCCAAAAGCUCAGGUUAAUUCCUGGGACUAGCUGAAGUAGGUCUUAGGAUGACAGAACCCUCACUUCAACUGGAACACCUAAACCACCCUUUAAAAUAAUAAGAAUGCUAUUGCCUCUUGAUGAAUAAUGUUAUGAAUAGAACAUUGUGAGACAUAUGCCACAUAGUGUUCCAUGUUUAAUGUGCAAUGAGAAUGUUUAUUUUAAAGUGUAUUACUUGCAUCUUCAGAUUACUGUUUUCAGACAUUUUUGGAUGACUUCAGAAUAUUUUCUAGCUCCUUUUAGGUAAUUAAGACAACUUAUGCUGAGCACAGAUGUAAGUCCACAUGUAGCAUUAACAUCCAUAUGGAACAUUAUUCAUGAAUUGUAUAGAAAAUUCCACUGCAUCUUCAUGUAAAGAUCUAUCCCAAGAAGCAGCCAAAAAAAUACAUUCUGUUAUUCUGCACUGUCACAUACUGGAAUGGACUGGGCAAGCUGUGAAUAUUGCUGAUGAUGAUCUUUGAGCUAAAAGUACUUUUAUUGAGAUUUUUUCCCUUGAUAAUCUACAAACCACAUUUCAUCUCUGAAAGUGUAGAGUAACAUUUUCAUUACUAUGCAGUGUCGGGUGUUAGGUUGCUGAUCUCCUUGUAUAUUGUUGAUCUCCUUUGUAUUGCUGAAACUUGGUAAACCGAGUGAGUAAGUCUCCUCUGUUAUAGUCAAGUCUAUAAGAGGGAAUGUAAAGAAAGAAACAAGACAGUCAACCUAAUCAGAGAAAUGAUAGGACUGUUUCCUUCUCCACUCUAGGUGAUUUCACCUCCUGACUGACCUGUUAUAAAUAGUAAGCUCUCAAUGGUAUUGAAGCUGAGUACCUGAGGGAAAUCAAUAUUUAACUAAAUAAAGCUGUACGUCCAUCAGAUAUAAAAAUAGAUUGAGGCCUUUGAGCACAUCGAGUUUAAUCAUGGCUGAUAAGUUUCUCAACUUCAUUCUCCUCCAUCGAUAUGUAACACUUGGUUCCCUUGGUUAUCAAGAAGUUGUCCAUCUCUGUUUUAAAUACACUCAAUGACUUGGCCUCCACAGCCCUUUUUGGCAAUGAGUUCCACAGAUUCAACACCCUCUGGCUGACGAAAUUCCUCCUAAAGGAUCAUCUCUUCACUCUGAGGCUGUGUCCUCAAAUCCUAAUCUCUCCUACUAGUGAAAACAUGUUCUCCAUGUCCAUC